Messenger RNA from Acanthamoeba castellanii str. Neff, 2517 nucleotides. RefSeq lists its product as uncharacterized. The record is from RefSeq and is a predicted model, not a curated record. The transcript has 11 exons. The annotation marks the transcript as partial. Lineage: Eukaryota; Discosea; Longamoebia; Acanthamoebidae.
AUGAUUGGCCUCAACACCACCGUGCCUCAGGUGGCGGCUGAUGACUACACCGUCACCGUCACCAAGGUGCAGAUUUCCGAUUGGUGCCACCACCUGGACUGGACCGAUGCUGACGAAGAGUGGGCGUGGAACUUCAUCGUCGACGGGGAGAGCCGGUGCGUGACGGGCCGCACCGACAACAGCCUGCCCUGGGAGCAAGCGCUCCAGUGGGAGGCCGACUUCACGACACAGAGCUCGCAGCUCACGCUCAAGAUCGACGCCUGGGAGAAAGACGCGCCCGGCGCGAUGUGCGUGUGGGCCAACGGCGACUACCCGACCAAGCGCGUGCAGAGCGAGAUCGUCUUCCCCCCCAUGACCGCGGGCCAGGAGGCCAACUGGACCAAGUCCAUGACCUUCGCCUACACGGACAACAUGCGGGGAUACACCUGCAGCACCACCGUCCAAGGCAACGUGGCCAAGCUGACCUCCACCACCGUGACGGAGGGAGAGCCGCGGAUCACGGCAGCCACAAUUGUCCUGGCCGGCGGCAUCCCGCGGCUGCGCAUCUCCGGCAAGGAGCUCAACCCGGACCCGCAGGAGUCGCCCGUGGUGCAGGUCACCGCCGACGGCGGUGGUGGGAGCACCACUGGCUGCAUCUCCAGCUCCAUCGUCGCCUCCGCCGUGCAGAUCACGUGUGACCUGGUCAAGCCCGAAUCGGCCGUGGUGAGCUCGCUCGACCUGCAGGUGCAGGUGCAGACGCGCUUCGGCCUCUCGCGCAUCGCCACGGCGGCCUUCGCCCAGUGCGGACAGGAGUGCCAGAACGGUGGCGAGUGCUGGUGGUCGAAGGACAUCGCCGACGUCGAGUGCGUGUGCCCCGAGCUCUACUACGGCGACUGGUGCCAAAACGAGUAUUCGAAGGAUGAGCCGAUUCUGCUGUCGACAGCGCCCUUGGGCGGCGACUACACGCUGGAGACCGAGACAGUGAUCGCUCUCGAGGGUCGCGUGAUCCCCGAACUCACUCUGGCGAUGUCGGCCCGCUGUCAGGUGUCGCGCGGCAUGCCGGGCCAAAUCACGGUGGGGGACUACCGUAUGAUUCAGAAAGAUGACGUCGUGUGGGAGGGUCCCGUGGUGCCUACUGGCGGCCGAUUUGUGGCCCAGUCGGACUCGCUCACCAUCGGCGGCCUGUGCGUCAUGCCGCCCGGCCAUUUGGCGGCCUACAUGCGCAGCAAGGAUCCCGACGGCACGCUGUCGCACCUGAAGGUGGCCGUGGUGUGGGCGGCAGCAGCCAACGGGAGCAGCCUGCGGCGGGAGUCCAAGGCCAAGGGCACCUUCAUGCUCUACGGGCCGCUCGACAUGGCGAGCUCGAUGGUGAGGGCCGUGGGCAACGAGGCCGACGGGGGCGAGAUGCGGGUGCUGCGCGAGCAGAGCGUGCGGGUGAGCCUGCUCGACAAGAAGGGGCGCAACCGGGUGGGCGGCGAGGACGCCGACCUGUUCUUCCUCGACUUUUCCUCCGGCCCUUCGCUCCAGCCCCAGGCGGGCGUGGACGGAGGCGUGGCCAAGCAGUUCCGCUAUGCGGGGUGCCGCAAGAACGAGGACGACCCGUCGUGCGCCUACUACGAGUUCACCAUGACGUUCCUGUUUUCCGGCACCUACCGGGCCACCGUGCUGGCCUUGGCCAGCGGGGACAGCCGGCUGGUGGAGCUCAACAAGCAGGAGCUGAUGUUCGAUGUGCAGGGUAUGGGCGACUUGGCGCUGCCGGCUGCGCUGCCGCUCUUCGACACGAACCUCGCCCAAACGGUGUCGCCCAACACGGGCGCGGCCGACAGGUUGGGCGUGCUCGAGGGUCUGUUCGAGCGCGUCCAGGGCAAGUGGUUCAGCCAGCGGCAGACGGUGAGCGUGGCCUUCGAGAGCGGGCCGUCGGAGGUGUCCAUGGGCUCGGUGCACACGGUGCUCGCCCAGGGCAUCGACGACCCCUUCUUCUGCGACACCCACACCGACCAGCUCAAGGCCGGGGUGAUGACAAGGUCGCUCAAGCCGUGGCGAAAGGUGGGCAACGUGCCGCGCCAGUUCGCCCUCUCGAGCGUGAGCGUGGGCGAGGCCGAGUGCGUGAGCUCGGUGAGCGUCAACGUGGUGCUGGUGCACAACGCGCCCGACGACGUCCGCAUCACGCUCACGCGCGUGGGCAAGCAGAGCGCAGCGCCUCGGGCCACCAACAUCAGCACCACCAUCGUCCUCAAGGACUUUGGCACCGCCACCAUGCCCCAGGAAAUCACGUUCAGAACGGUGCCGGGGCUGAGCGCGUUGGCGGGCCGGCCUGUGCGGGCCGACUGGGUGCUCGACGUCCAACAGCGAGCGGGCUCCACGGGCAAGGGUUUCGUGCGCGACUGGGGGCUCAACGUUGCCUCUGACAACUGCCUCAAUCUUGAAGGCGGCCCUGCGAUCUGCGGCUUCGGUCCAGGGCAGCUGUUCGCGCGCGGCGCCACCGACGACGACGACGUGCACCUGGAGUGCCCCGCCGGCGGCAUCAUCACCGAGAUC